AUGGUUGUGGCGGCGGCAGUGGGAGCCGCUCUGGCCGCCCGGGCGCGUCUCUAUGGUUCUCCCGCCGCCGUUACCGCGCUAUGGCGGCGGCGCUGCGGGUCCUCCCGCCCGCCAGACGGCGCCCUCGCCGAGGAGGUCGCUCUGUCCCGCCACAUCCGGGCCCCGAGCGGCGCGAUGGCGGCGGAGGGGCCCGAGGAGGGGCCGGGCGGCCCCGACGGGACCGGGGGGGCGAUGGAGGGGGACGGGGAUGGCGCCCCCCCGGCCGAGCCCCCCCCUCCCGCCCCCCCUUCCCCUGAGGCCGCCGCUGCCCCUCGCCCCCCGCAGGGCCUGAACGGGGCCCCCCCAGCCGAGCCCCCCCCGGAGGAGCCGCCCCCGUUCCCCCCCGAGUUCCAGCGGCUCUGGGGGGCGGCCCAGGGCAACCCCCACGACUUCAGUGCCUGGACAGACCUGCUGGCCUACGUGGAGCAGGAGGAGCUGCUGGAGGGCGCCCGGCGCGCGUUUGACGCGUUCUUCCAGCGCUACCCGUACUGCUACGGCUACUGGCGCAAGUACGCCGAACUGGAGAGGAGGCUGGGCAGUGCCCGCAGCGCACAGCAGGUGCUGGAGCGGGGGCUGCAGUCGAUCCCGCUGAGCCUGGAGCUGUGGCUGAGCUACAUCGGGCACCUGCAGAGCUCGCUGGACCCAGCACAGCCUGAGAGCGUCCAGAGGGUCAGGGGCGCGUUCGAGGCGGCGCUGGCUGCGGCUGGGAUGGAUUUCCGCUCGGACAAGCUCUGGGAAUCCUACCUGGAAUGGGAGCGGGAGCGCGGCGACCUGCGGGCGGUCACGGCCAUCUACGACCGCCUGCUGUCCAUGCCCACGCAGCUCUACAGCCACCACUGGGAGAGGUUCAAGGAGCACGUGCUGCAGCACCCCCCCGGUGCCAUCCUGUCCCCUGAGGAGCUCCUCUGGGUUCGCUCCAAGCUCGGCUCCAGCUCGGGCUCCGACCCCGCUCCCGCCCCGAAGGCGCCGCCCGAGGGCUCCGAGGCCCCCCCGGGGGAGGAGCCGUCCCCCGGAGCCCCGCCCGAGGGUCAGAUUGCAGUAUUUAUUCUUUCCCCCCUUGGGCCCCCCAUUCCCGUGGAUCCCCCGUGGCUCCAGGAGGAUCCGGACCAGGAGAAGAUCCGGGAGCUCGUGAUCUCCAUGAGGCAGCAAAUCUACGCCCAGAAUGAGGCCGAAGUCAGCAAGCGCUGGAAUUUUGAGGAUGGGAUCAAGCGUCCCUACUUCCACGUGAAGCCGCUGGAGCGGGCUCAGCUGCGGAACUGGCGCGAGUACCUGGACUUCGAGGUGGCCGCGGGCUCGCAGGAGCGCAGCAUCGUCCUGUUCGAGCGCUGCCUCAUCGCCUGCGCCCUCUACGAGGAGUUCUGGGUCAAGUACACGCGGUACCUGGAGUCCCGCACGGUGCCGGGCGCCCGCAGCGUUUUCCAGAGAGCCUGCGGCUUCCACCUGCCCCGCAAGCCCAACAUCCACCUGCUCUGGGCUGCCUUCGAGGAGAAACAAGGGAACAUUGAGGAGGCCCGGCGCAUCCUGCGCUGUUUCGAGGCGGCCGUGCCCGGCCUGGCCAUGGUGCGGCUGCGCAGGGUGAGCCUGGAGCGCCGGCACGGGCGCGUGGCCGAGGCCGAGGCGCUGCUGCUCGAGGCCAUGAGGGCCAACGAGGGGCUGCCCCUGGGCUCCUUCUACGCCGUCAAACUGGCCCGGCAGGUGUGCAAGGUGCAGAAAAACCUGGGCAAGGCUCGCAAAGUGCUCGUGGAGGCGCUGGAGAAGGACCCGGACAAUGCUCGGCUCCACGCCAACCUGCUGGAGAUGGAGUUUGGGGCGGAUGUGGGGCAGAACGAGGGGAACACCAUGAGCUGCUUCGAGCGUGCCCUGCGCAGCCCCCUGCCCGACGAGGCCAAGCUCCUGUUCUCCCAGCGCCGCGUCGAGUUCCUCGAGGACUUCGGCUCCAGCAUCCACAGCCUGCUCAAGGCCUACGAUGAGCACCAGAAGAUCCUGAAGGCGCACGCAACCCGAAAACGGGCACCUGAGAACGGCUCAGAAGAACACGAUGACAAACGGCUCCGUCCCGACGACCCCUCGGGACUCCUGGGGCCCCUCAACUUCUCAGGGGGAGACCCCAACCCCUCCUACAACUACUGGUACCAGCACGGCUAUGGCACCUACGGCUACCAGAGCCCCUGGGGCUACAGCCACUACUAUGGGCAGAGCUGAGGGGGGGGCUGCACCCCCACCCUGCCCUCACCCCCCUGUACAGAUUGUGGGACCCCUCCCCCAAAAUUUGGGGGGGGGGGCAUUGUAAAUAAAGAGGCUGUGAGGAGUUAUCUAA
Molecule: messenger RNA, 2356 nt
Organism: Sturnus vulgaris (Common starling)
Lineage: Eukaryota; Metazoa; Chordata; Aves; Passeriformes; Sturnidae
Source: RefSeq, a predicted model, not a curated record